Messenger RNA from Hyalella azteca, 2433 nucleotides. RefSeq names its product ecotropic viral integration site 5 ortholog. The transcript has 11 exons. The record is from RefSeq and is a predicted model, not a curated record. Lineage: Eukaryota; Metazoa; Arthropoda; Malacostraca; Amphipoda; Hyalellidae. The annotation marks the transcript as partial.
UCUAAAAUCACAAAAGAUCUAAAAUAAAGCAUGGGCGACAGUAGCGACGACGAUGUGUUUGGUUUGUGCGGCGGCUACCCUUCCCGCCCUCCCACUGAACACACGUCAUCCCUAAAAACUUCGACGUGUGUUUCAUCCGAGACUUACAGCCCCAUCAGAUGCCUCUCUUCACCUGCAAACUCGAGGCGACUCGUGCGACAAUCUCGACUGCGAGGAGAACAUCAAGACCUCCACAGCUCCGAUGCUCCUCAGCGCAGCCAAUCCUCGGGCCGCGAGGACACUUGUCGCACUCCCCACUCACGUAGCAGCAGCUCGUCCCCAGGAAGUGGACGCUUCCGCUCAUCCCCAAUCCCCAUAUCACCACUUGCGUCGGGGCAUUCGAAUUCUAGAGACCCCGGACCGUCGUCCCCCAGAUCUUCCCCGCGGGCCGUCCCGGCGUUCCUCAAGUUCGGACCCAGCAACCUGGACUCUCUGUACGCGGCGCCCUCGCGGUCCGAGUCUCUGCAGGAGCUCUUCUCUCAGAGCCCCAACACGCUGCGCAGGAAUAUCCUCAUAGACAUGUUCUCGUGGGGCAAGAAUAGGAUGAUCGAGACUGACAGCAAGUCGCUGAACUCGCUGUCCACACAGUCUGCCUACUCCGGUCCUGGCGUCGGCCAUUCCCGUAAAUCAUCCGACACCUCACAGAUCUCAGUUCAGUCUGGAGGCUCGGGAGGAUCGUCUGGUGGAGGCUCGUCGGGAGGCGGAGGUGUCACUGGUGGAACACAGGAUCCAGAGGAAGAUCUUUGGGGUCUUUGGGGAAGACUCGUCAAUGACUGGGAGAACUGGAACAAGAAGAAGAGCCAGCAAGUAAAGGACCUGGUGCGCAAGGGCAUCCCUGUACAUUUCCGAGGCAUCACCUGGCAGUUGCUGUGCGAUGCCAACAAUUCCCCCGACAAGUUCAAGUACGCCGAGCACCUCAAGACCACGUCUGCUUGUGAAAAGGUGAUCAGACGCGACAUCGCACGCACGUACCCCGAGCACGACUUCUUCAAGGAGAAGGAUGGCCUCGGCCAGGAGAGUCUCUUCAACGUGAUGAAGGCUUACAGCCUCCACGACCGGGAAGUGGGCUACUGCCAGGGCUCGGCUUUCAUUGUGGGCCUGCUCCUCAUGCAGAUGCCGGAAGAGGAGGCGUUCGCGGUGCUGGUGAAGCUGAUGCAGGACUACCGCCUGCGGGAGAUGUUCAAGCCGUCCAUGGCUGAGCUCGGCCUCUGCAUGUACCAGCUGGAGACGCUCAUACAGGAGCUCCUGCCUGACCUACACGCACACUUCACCUCACAGAGCUUCCAUACGUCCAUGUAUGCGUCGUCGUGGUUCCUGACGUUAUUCGCGACGUCGCUGCCGCUGGGGGGCGCUUGUCGUGUCAUGGACUGCUUCCUCGUGGACGGCCUCGAGGUCAUCUUCCGCAUCGCCCUCGCCGUCCUCACCAUCAGCAAGGAGGAGCUCUUCGCCAUGGACAUGGAGGGCAUGCUUAAGUACUUCCAGCGUGACCUGCCUGUGAAGUUUGAAGCUGACCCUGAAUCUUACUUCACGAUGGCUUACUCCAUUCGCUACAACGCUAAGAAGAUGAAGAAAAUGGAGAAAGAGUACACAGCAAUGAAGACCAAAGAGCAAGAGGAGCUCGUCGAACUCAAGAGACUGCGCACAGAGAACCGUCUUCUGCGUCAGAAGAUCGACUGCCUCGAGGCUGAGUCCUCAGCUCUGGCCGACCGCCUCAUUCAGGGGCAGGUGUCCAGGGCCGAGGAGGCAGAACACAACUUCGCCAUUAAGCGUGAGCUGGCAGCACUGCGUCAGCACGACGGUGAGACGCUGGAGCAGCUGAACUACGCACGAGACAGGAUCAGGCAGCUCACAGGAACCAUCGAGGAGAACAGCAACUCCAGGGAGUCCUCGCUCGCUGAGCUCAUCAGGAGGGAGGAGGAACUCGCGCAGAAGGAGGAGCUCGUCAAGUGUCUGCAGGAGGAACUCGUACAGGUGCGUCUUAAGACCGCGGAGGCGGAGGCGACGACGCGAGACCUGCAGUCGCGCAUCCAGGACCUGGAGGAGGAGCAGAAGCGCAACAGAGAGGCCACUCCUGACCACUCAGUCGCCCACCUUCAGGAGGAACUCAUCGCCGUGAGGCUCCGUGAGGCCGAGGCCAACCUUGCUCUUAAGGACCUCAGACACAGAGUGCAAGAGCUGACGCAGCUCUGGACCAGGCAUUUACAGGUGAGCUGACGCAGCUCUGGACCAGGCAUUUACAGGUGAGCUGACGCAGCUCUGGACCAGGCAUNCGGUCUCCUGGGAGGCUGGGACCGCAGCAGCAGCGAGUCCGCGGCGCGGCUGGAGGAGGAACUUAUGACCACCAAACUGCACGAGACCUCAGCGGUGGCCGAGCUCAAGGAGGCCAGACUCAGG